ACCACCUUUUUCGAAUCUCAACAUUACGGACACUAUCAUUCGCACCUUAUCGAUUCCACCACGAUAUUACUGCAUAUCACGAAAUUAUGUCUAUUUCUAUGCUAUUAUUCUGCUACGGCUGCGGAUCAACAGACGUCACCUUGGCACCCCGCGCUGUAUGUGAGUGUGGUGCAUUCUGGUGCCUGCAAAGAUGCCUAGAAGUGGUACGUGGCUUCGAAUAUUUUCCUACGAAUGAAGAACCGAAAAUCGUGAGUCCAGUACUACCAAAAGCAUAUCAUCGACGCCCCACUUGUAGCACACGGGUUUCUCGAUUAUUAUCCAAACCUCGACCGGGAAAUAGUAUAUCACGAUCCAUGGAACGACGGUAUUCGAGGACUCAUAUUUCCCCAAGACCGCACUGCUCCUAUAGAAGUUCCUUUCACGUUCCUAUCCUUACAGGAGACCAACGGCAAGAUACUGGACUGUAUACCGCAGCUGGACCAAUUCAUUCCUCGGGAUAAGCUCGCCUGUCGAAGAGUUGGUGCACGAGGGGACGACCCGCCUUUUGAGCUUUGGUGCCACAAGAACCAAAUGCAGAUGGGGCUGGAGGAUCCCAAUUCUAUGAAUCGCAUGAUUGUCAGCCUUACCGGUUGCCAAGAGCUACCGCAAUUAUGGUACGGCCCAGUCAUCGCUUUAAUAGUCCUCAGAGAUGCAUA
This is a messenger RNA of Guyanagaster necrorhizus, 695 nucleotides long. RefSeq lists its product as uncharacterized. The record is from RefSeq and is a predicted model, not a curated record. Lineage: Eukaryota; Fungi; Basidiomycota; Agaricomycetes; Agaricales; Physalacriaceae. Bases 87 to 500 code for a protein of 137 amino acids. The transcript has 2 exons.